Molecule: messenger RNA, 4405 nt
Organism: Ahaetulla prasina
Lineage: Eukaryota; Metazoa; Chordata; Lepidosauria; Squamata; Colubridae
Gene: CDHR3
Product: cadherin related family member 3
Exons: 20
Coding region: 1-3012 (1003 amino acids)
Biological process (GO): calcium-dependent cell-cell adhesion; cell morphogenesis; cell-cell junction assembly
Cellular component (GO): membrane; axon terminus; adherens junction
Molecular function (GO): calcium ion binding; cadherin binding
Source: RefSeq, a predicted model, not a curated record
AUGGCAUACAGCUUUGUUGGAUUGGCGUUCGCACUGCCUGAUAAGGAGCACACCUAUCAGUGGAACCGCAACAAUCUCGAAGCAACAAUCGACGGAAUCGCAAUCAUCUUGAGACAACAAUUGCAAAAUCUGUUUAUCAUGGAUGGCUGCCUUUUCAGAAAGACUCCGGAUAGGGUCUAUCUUUGUUUCAUUGUUUUACUGGUAAAAAUAUCUGGGGGAGAAACUCUCAGCUUUUCUGAUUUACCUGCAACAGGCAAUAUUACAGAAAAUUCACCUUCUGGUACAGUGGUACAUACUUUCCGGGUCAACCUAACGCCCCAUCUGUUGCCAACCAUUACAAUACCGUUUGAGUAUCCCUUAAUCAUCAAUUCAAAUCCACUCACCAAAGCCUUCCGGAUCAACCCCGUAUCUCCACUCCAGUACCAGGUGGUUGCUACAGGAGACCCUGUUCUAGAUUAUGAAACGAUGCCACACGCGUUUGAUCUGCAGAUCCUUGUGGCUGAUUCCGCUGGCGCCAUGGAACUACAGAUUCUGACCGUCCAAGUGAGCGACAUCAAUGAGCCGCCAGCGUUUCAAGGCAACUUGGCAAAUCGAACUGUCAUAAUCUACAUCUUGGAAAAUGCACCACCAGGAGAUAUUUAUCAAAUUCAUGCGGGAGAUCCUGAAACGACUCCCCCUAAAAAUGUUGAGUUUUCCCUGAGUUCGGAUUCCGCAUUCUUUGCAAUUUCUACAACUGGAACCAUUUCUGCUCUGAAGUCAUUUGAUUUUGAGAAAGAUCUACCGAGCUAUACAUUAAAUGUUACCAUAACAGACAGCAUUGGUGUUAGCGUUAAGAGGACCCUAAUAGUCAAUAUCAUAAAUCUGAAUGAUGAAGCUCCUUACUUCAUCACGAAAGAGAAAGUUUUCAAGGUUCGUGAAGAGGCACCAGCAGGAAUGUUUAUAGCCAAUAUAACAGCCAAGGAUCCCGACGGCAAAGAUUUUAUUCAUAGCCUUCGCUAUAGCAUGGGAGUCCCUGAAGCCAUCCCUAAAUUCUCCAUCAAUCCAAUGACAGGUACGGUCUUGGUGGCCGGCCGGCUAAACCGUGAUGCUGCUCUUCUCAGAACCCAUCCCAAUACUUCUUUGACCAUUCGUGUUGAGGAUAGGUUUAGGGUUAGCCCUGCCCGUGAAAGGACCGCUGAAAUUGAAAUUUUCGUAUUGAUUGAAGAUAUCAAUGACCUUCCACCCGAAUGCACGGAAUACAAUCACAGGGUGGUCAUUCCUGAAACGGUUUCCCCUGGAUUUAAAAUGAUCAAUUUAAAGAUUUUUUGCAAAGAUGAAGAUGCUGAAUCUCCGCACAAUUUGUUUAACUUCACUGAACUAUCUGGAGUUGGAAGUAAUAAAUUUACCCAGGAUCCUCCUCACUCCGGAAGCAUUAAGCUUUUAGGAAAUGUAGAUUUGGAAAAUACAACAGACGGAAGCGUGCAGAGACAAUAUAUUCUGAAUACCGUCAUCCAGGAUGUUUCUGACCCUUCCUUUUCUGAACUAAUCUACAUUUAUAUCAAAAUUCAACCGGUGAAUGAGUUUGAUCCAGUCUUCGAUAGUUCUUUGUACGUUUUUAAUAUAUCUGAAAUACUACCAUCAAGCUCCCUUAUCGGAACAGUGCUCGCUACUGACAAAGAUUUGCCUCCCACCGGAAUUUCAUACUCCAUUUUGUCUGGAGAGAGUGGCAGGGGUGUCACAGACCUAUUUGUAAUCGAUUCCCAGUUGGGCGUUUUGAAGAACACAAAGCAAUUAGACUAUGAAACACAACGAGUACACACUCUUGCAGUGCAAGCUUCUGACAACGAUGGCAGGAUUGGAAAUACCUCCGUAAUAAUAAACGUUCUUGAAGCAAAUGAUGAGCCACCUAUAUGCGCCCCUGAUGGACAGUUGCUGGAUGUGCCAAUGGAUCUAAGUUUGGGCAUUAUUAAUAGUUUCAGUAUUACCUGCGUGGACCGGGAUUCAAGUCCAAAGUCAUUCCGAUAUACUAUCACGUCAGGUAACGUCAAUAACCAUUUUGACUUCUCACCCAUGGCUGGUUCUAAUAUCUCAAGCUUAGUCCUGAUCAACCCAUUCGAUUAUAUGUCCGGAAUAGACAAAAUUUGGGAAUACCGGCUGUUGGUUUCCGUAACCGAUGAUAAUCUGUUAUCAAGUUUUGAAAGAACUUCAGUCCAUGUUCAAAAAGGCACCGUAAAGUUAACCAUCCGAGUUAUUCCAGAUCCAACCACCGUGAUUCCUACGACCCCUGCUGUGACCGUUGUGACCAGCAAAGAAAAUGUUUAUGCUCUAUCAUCUUGGUAUGUGCCAUUUUUCACACUCCUUGGCAGUUUAUUGUUGCUGGGGUUGCUCGGAUAUCUAACCAUUUUGCUGGCAAAAUACCUCCGUUCCUGCUGCCCACCAAAACCCAAAGCGGACACAAAACCAUUGUUGGACAUGCCAGAAAAGAAGAAAGCAAAGAAAGAAAUAAUAUGGGAAAUGACCAACUUAAAUCCUGUUUUUGACGGGGAAGCAAUAGACCCAGUCACUGGCAAAGUGUAUGAAUACAAUUCAAAAUCCGGGGCGCGAAGAUGGAAAGAUCCCAAUGCACUUUCCAAGACUGAAGUGAAGGGUUCUGUUGCACAAGUAACAACUCCUCCCAAGAGUGGUGAAGCCAGUCUGUCCAAAGCAGAGGCUACCACUAGUGAUGGUGAGAGGAAUCUCAAACAGAAGCCGAGAUCUCCAAAAAGUGGUGAAAAGGACCUACCCAAAGCAGAAGCUGAGUCUGGUGGUAAUCAAGGAGAUCUUAAGCAGACGAAAUCUCCAAAGAAUAACCAAACAGGUGACCUAUUCCAAAUGGAAGAUGAAACCAGAAGAUCAAAUCACCUAGAACCAACAGCCAAAUUGCAGAAGGCAAACGAGGAACAUCCGAGCAACCGAUCACCUUCACCCACUCCCCCACGUAGAUCUCCCAUCCCCUCUCCCAAAAUAUACCCCAAAUAUCAAAAUCAGUCUUAAAGGCAUGUGUAAUCUGUCUGUAGCCCAGAAGACGUAACAGCUAGUCUGGAUGCCUCUUAAUGACCAAAUCAGGAAACCAACUCUAUAGGAAGAUUAAGGUAAAGGUAAAGGUUCCCCUCGCACAUACAUGCUAGUCAUUGACGACUCUAGGGGGCGCUGCUCAUCUCCGUUUCAAAGCUGAAGAGCCAGCACUGUCCGAAGACGUCUCCGUGGUCAUGUGGCCGGCAUGACUCAACGCCAAAGGCGCACAGAACACUGUUACCUUCCCACCAAAGGUGGUCCCUAUUUUUCUACUUGCAUUUUUAACAUGCUUUCAAAACUGCUAGGUUGGCAGAAACUGGGACAAGUCACGGGAGCUCACCCCGUUACACGGCAGCACUACGGAUUCGAACCGCUGAGCUGCCGACCUUUUGAUCGACAAGCUCAACACCCUAGCCCCUGAGCCACCGCGUCCCUACGUAGGAAGAUUAGUAGUAGUUUUAACUGUUUAGUUGUGUCCGACUCUUGAGUGGUGCGGUGGCCUAGAGGUGGAGCUCUAGCCUCACAAUCAGGAGACUGUGAGUUCGAUCCUAGGUAGAGGCAGAUAUUUCUCUUUCUCGGCACACUGAGAAUAUAUCUGCUGAAUCUAACUCCGCAUUGGCAACAGGAAGGGCAUCCGGCCAGUAAACACUCAGCUCCAUUCGGUUGCCCAGACUCCACCCUGCAAAGGAGUAUGGGGUCGUUGUAGGUAAGUGCUUUCCAUGCUACUCUGCCAAGCACAGCUUCUUUCAGUUGUUCAUCUUUGAUUUGAUGUUAUCAAGCCAGUGUGUUCAUUGCUUACGUCUUUUCUUUUUGAUUGCCUUCUCCAAUGAAUUUGCAUGCAAGGCACUUCUAAAGCGAAUCAGACGUAGGCGUACAAUUUUAGCUUCUAGUGACGGGUCUGGUUUUAUACAAUUUAACACCUCUGUGUUAGUUACUCCGAAGCAACGGAAUUCAAGAGGGAUUGGACUUGUGGGAUCAUUUGUGGCAACAUAUGGACUCUGAGCUGAUGACACAUUUAAUUCCAUCUCCCAGCUCUGCCUGCUCUUCUACGAAAAUUGUUCUGUUGUUGUCCUUGGUUUCCUGUGAACCGAACAGCUGAAAUUUCUAAAGGUGUGACAUUCUCACAAAAUAAAGUACUGCUGGCCUAGCAAUCCAUAUUGUUAUCGUCAUCUCCUUCAACGUGGAUUUGAAAUGGCCACUCAGGUGGAACCAUCCCCUCUCCCCCGCCCUGCUGGUCCACAAAGCCAGGAAGGUUGGGGCGGGAAACUCCCACAUUAGUUCAUUACUGAAUUAUUUGUAUAGCCACUAUACACCACUGGAUGGGUAUAGCACGCAGAGUCAGUCCAAUUGUGUAACAUUCUCCCCUUGAUUA